UAAAGUGGGAAAUUUGAAUUUAUAAACAAGUAAAACACUACCGAUCUGUUUACAAUAAUUAUAAUGACAAAAAGAAGAGGGAAAGAACAGAAAGUCCCAGAAGAACCAGAAGAAAGAUACUUCCUGAAUCCAGAGUCGGUCAGUUCCCACUUAUUCUGUUCUAUAUGCCAGGACGUUUUCAACCAGCCAUACAGAGCUCCCUGUGGUCAUAGUUUCUGCAAAGCGUGCAUAACGUCAUGGUUAAGGAACAGCAAGACUUGCCCAGAGGACAGAAAGAGCUUACAGUUUAACCAAAUGCACCAUGACUUUAUUGUUGAAAAUAUUAUAGGAGAUCAAAUGGUAGCAUGUCCAUUUAGAAAGUCGGGCUGUGAUUUCAUUGGGCAGUUGCAAAUGUUAAAAUCUCAUAAGAAAUCGUGUGAUUUCAAUCCUAACAACCUACCUGAUUUUUUGAAAAAUAAAGAAAAAGAUAACACUCCAGAUUUGAAUAUGACAGAUGACGAAGUCAUGCCCUCACCAGCCAAGCCGUCCUUAAUGAUGAGACUUUUUCGUUCAGGCGACAGCCAGAAAAAUUUGUUGAAAACUAUGUUUGAAGACAAAGAAAAUACACCUUCAACUUGAUAUUAAUCGUCGUGUUUGGAUAUUUAUAUUUCUAUUGUUCAUCAAAUAAUAUACUUAUUUA
Messenger RNA from Mytilus californianus (California mussel), 679 nucleotides. RefSeq names its product RING finger protein 151-like. Gene Ontology annotation, molecular function: ubiquitin protein ligase activity. The record is from RefSeq and is a predicted model, not a curated record. Gene Ontology annotation, biological process: ubiquitin-dependent protein catabolic process; protein polyubiquitination. The coding region runs from base 64 to 618 and encodes 184 amino acids. The transcript has 7 exons. NCBI's taxonomy places the organism in Eukaryota, Metazoa, Mollusca, Bivalvia, Mytilida, Mytilidae.